Messenger RNA from Puccinia graminis f. sp. tritici CRL 75-36-700-3, 402 nucleotides. RefSeq lists its product as uncharacterized. The coding region runs from base 1 to 402 and encodes 133 amino acids. The transcript is spliced from 4 exons. The record is from RefSeq and is a predicted model, not a curated record. Lineage: Eukaryota; Fungi; Basidiomycota; Pucciniomycetes; Pucciniales; Pucciniaceae.
AUGUCUCCUGGUUUUGUAAGAGGCGGUAUUGGCUUGGUCUUUAUCACUCAAUCUGGGGAACAGAAGCUAUCUGGUUUUGAGGUCUUGAGUAGUCCGAAAGUCCCUCAACCAAUCCUCUACACUCUUGGCGGAUUGUUUCCAGAAUCCGCCAGGUAUGCCAGUCCUGAGCAGUUAUAUCUAUUAAACAAGACGCUAUUCAAAAAUCUCCUGCCAAGUGUCGAUAGGAAGUUGAAGGCCAAAGCGUUUUGGGAAAUAGGAUUUGGGAGCGGCGAGGGCAGGGGCGGGGUUGCUGGUGCGUUCUUCAGGGAGAAUCGGCUGAUCAAGGUGUGCAACAGUCUUGAAGGCUUCUUGAUGGCCAGUCAGGGCGAACGGGCUUCGCUGGUCAAAUCUAUCAAAGACUAA